CGCAGCUCUGGCCGCAGUUCGCCUACAACGACGGUCGGACGUGUAACUCAUAUAGAGUUGAAGAAACACCAGGCGAAAAAUAAAAGGCAGGGGUGUGUAUAUGCGUGUGAGAGAAGGGGGAGGCUGCAUUGGGAGCAGCUAUGGGUGAGAUCGAGGGCACCUACCGCUCCUUGCAGACCCCUGCAGGGACACGGCUCGGAGCUCAGUACAACACCGGCAUCAGCACCCUGGAGCCCGGGCAGAGCCUCAGUUCGGCUAUGGGAGCAGGAGGGAAAGGCCACAACAAGGGCCUGCAGAUCCGUGUCCAGGGCCUGGAUGAUGCUCAGGAGUUCUAUGAGCUUGAUUCAAAAGCGGAUGGGCAAACUCUUUACUCUGAAGUGUUCAGACGGAUCAAUCUCAUUGAGAGCGAUUAUUUUGGUCUGGAGUUUCAGAACCUGCAGAUGAACUGGGUUUGGCUGGAGCCCACCAAGCUCAUAGUGAAACAAGUGAGACGACCGAUGAACACACUCUUUCGGCUGUCGGUAAAGUUCUUUCCUCCAGAUCCUGGUCAGCUUCAGGAAGAGUUUACUAGGUACUUGUUUUCUCUGCAGAUCAAGAGGGAUCUAAUAGACGGCCGAUUGAACUGUACGGAAAACACUGCCGCCCUGCUGGCUUCUCAUUUGGUGCAAUCUGAGAUCGGUGACUACGAUGACAUAGCAGACAGGGAGUUUCUGAAGAUGAGUAAACUGCUGCCAUAUCAGGAACGUGUGCAAGAAAAGAUCAUGGAGCUCCACCGCAGACACAUUGGGCAGACCCCAGCAGAAUCAGAUUUCCAGGUUCUGGAGAUUGCUCGUAAACUGGAGAUGUAUGGGGUUCGCUUUCAUCCCGCCGCUGACCGAGAAGGCACCAAGAUUAACCUGGCUGUCGCGCACAUGGGCCUGCAGGUCUUUCAGGGCCACACCAAAAUUAACACUUUCAACUGGUCUAAAAUUCGGAAGCUGAGCUUCAAGAGGAAACGAUUUUUAAUUAAAUUGCACCCAGAAGUUCAUGGUCCUCAUCAGGAUACGUUGGAAUUUCUAAUGGGGAGUCGAGAUCAGUGUAAGAUCUUCUGGAAGAACUGUGUGGAGCAUCACUCGUUUUUCCGUCUUUUAGAUCAGCCACAGCCCAAAUCCAAAGCUGUCUUCUUCAGCAGAGGAUCCUCCUUCAGAUACAGUGGGAGGACGCAAAAGCAGCUUGUUGAGUAUGUGAGGGACAGCGGGUUGAGAAGAACUCCUUACCAGAGGAGGAACAGUAAGAUUCGCAUGUCAACACGUUCCUUGGCUUCUGAUGUGCCAAAACAGAAUCUGUCCUUUAAUGACAGUCUAAGGUGUGCAGUACCUCCUUCCUCUGUCACCGCCUCCUUCCACUCCCUGCAUGCCCCCAGCUCACCCAUGCGGAUGGAGACCCCAAACCAGCCUGUGCAUCUUCAGCAGACGCAGCAGCCUGUCAGAGCCCCCAGCCCAAUGCAGCAGGACUCCAUCAAGACCAACUCCCAAUCCACCUACGCCUUCCCAGACUCUGCCACUGACAGCCCACAGCUUUCUCCCUUCAACACCAAGGGUCCUCUGUGUCUGUCGCCCUCCUUCCAGAUGUCCACUCUUAGUCUUCCCGGCCAGGCACCUUCGCCCCUGCAGAGCCCCAUCUUGAAUGAGGUGGGCACUGCCAGACUAGACGAAGACGAAGAGGGCAGGAGGAAGAGAUAUCCCACCGACAAAGCCUACUUCAUUGCUAAAGAGAUUCUGACAACAGAGCGGACGUACCUGAAGGAUCUGGAGGUCAUCACAGUGUGGUUUCGCAGUGCAGUGAUUAAAGAAAACGCAAUGCCUGAGGGCCUCAUGACCCUCUUGUUCUCCAACAUCGACCCCAUCUAUGAGUUCCACAGAGGCUUUCUCAAAGAGAUUGACCAAAGGCUGGCUCUCUGGGAGGGGCGCUCUAACGCUCAUGUAAAAGGAGAUUACCAACGAAUUGGCGAUGUUAUGCUACGCAACAUGUGUGCUCUAAAGGAGUUCACAGGCUAUCUGCAGAAGCAUGAUGAGGUGUUAACAGAGCUUGAGAAAGCCACGAAGCGUGUGAAGAAGUUAGAGACCGUGUAUAAGGAGUUUGAGCUACAGAAGGUGUGCUACCUGCCCCUCAACACCUUCCUGCUGAAGCCCAUCCAGAGACUUAUGCAUUACAAACUCAUCCUGGAGCGUCUGUGUAAGCAUUACGCCCCCCAGCACAGAGACUACGAUGACUGCAAAGAGGCUUUGAAAGAGGUUGCAGAGAUCGCCACUCAGCUGCAGAGCAGUCUGAUUCGACUGGAGAACUUUCAGAAGCUGACAGAACUUCAGAGAGAUCUGAUUGGCAUUGAGAACCUUACAGCUCCAGGAAGAGAAUUUAUCAGGGAAGGUUGUCUCUACAAGCUCACCAAGAAGGGUCUGCAGCAGAGGAUGUUUUUUCUCUUUUCAGACAUGCUGCUCUACACAAGCAAAGGGGUGACUGCAACCAAUCAGUUUAAAGUUCAUGGACAACUUCCCCUGCAUGGGAUGAUUGUGGAGGAGAGUGAGAAUGAGUGGUCUGUUCCUCACUGUUUUACCAUAUAUUCUGCUCAGAGGACCAUUGUGGUUGCAGCUAGCUCCAAAGUAGAGAUGAACAAGUGGAUUGAAGAUCUAAACAUGGCUAUUGACAUGUCGAAGAAAUGUCAGGAGAAAUCAGAUCUUCUGUUGGACCCAAGCCUAUGUGAUCGCUCCAACAGAUCAUCAGAUGAAGUGUCUCUGGAGCAGGAGUCAGAGGAUGACAUGAACUCCUCCCGCUGCUCUCUGGACAAGCAGAGCCACCACAGGGCCAACACCACCAUGCAUGUGUGCUGGCACCGCAACACCAGCGUCUCUAUGUCUGACCACAGCCUAGCCGUGGAGGUAGCAUUUACACACUCGUGCACACACAUCUCAGUAUUCGGUUCUCCAGCCGUGUCUCCAGAGCUCCCCCCUCGGUACCUGCUCGGUCAGGGCCAGAGACCCAACACCAUCACUCAUGUGUGCUGGUACCGAAACCAGAACCUUUCUCUCAGUGACUACCUGCGCAUGAACCAGAACCAGCUGUCUGGUUACCUCCUAAGAAAGUUCAAGAACAGCAAUGGCUGGCAGAAACUCUGGGUCGUCUUUACCAACUUCUGUCUGUUCUUCUAUAAGACACACCAGGAUGACUUCCCUCUGGCCAGUCUGCCGUUGCUAGGUUACACAGUCAGCACCCCAGGGGAAUCAGAUAGCAUCCAUAAGGAGUAUGUCUUCAAGCUGCAGUUCAAAUCCCAUGUUUACUUCUUCAGGGCAGAAAGCGAGUAUACAUUUGAAAGAUGGAUGGAGGUGAUCAAAAGUGCAGCGAGCUCCGCGGGACGCAUGAGUCUGCUUGUACCCAAAGGCCCAGCAGAGAUGAACGGGGGAAGCUGAGUGUGUCAGACUGAUCUCCUGGAGCUGAGGGCUGGGCCCACUGCCUGCCAGGACUAAACACACCAACAUUUUAUCCUUUCUGAUUUGUGGCUCUGAGAAGCAUCAUCAUAAUAACUUAAUUCUUGACUCUGGACUAUUAGCUCUCUGCUUGCUGGGAGUUUGAGCUGCUUAUUGAAACCUCGGACCGAAGACGUUUCAGCGCUCUGUAAUUCUCUCCCACCAUUUCUCUUUCUAUUCUUCUCGUCUUCUUGCUAAUGAAACAAAAAGUGGGCGUCUAGCUUUUCUAGAACCACACUAGACUGAAAGAAUUCUUCUAGAAACACACUAGACUGAAUUAAAUUAUGUUUAAGUGUUUUUUUUACUUAAGGAUCCAGAGAUAAUCUCGCUAAGGUUACACUUAUUGCUGUAUUCAGGUUGUAAGGUCUUUGCUAAGAUCAUCGAUAUCAUUACUCCAGUCUAUUCAGUAGAAAUCUAGUCCCGCAGGACCACAAAAACAGUUUCCGUUACUUGUCCUGGGACAGCAUGACUGAAUACUACUGAACGGAGUGUUGACAAACAGAUGGUUUGUAUUAAGUCCAGCUGGUGCAGUAAGUGAGAUGAAGGACUUGCGCUGUAAAAUGUGUCUCGCUGAUUUAAAAACAACAUAGCGUUGGUCAGAGAGCAUGUUUACAGAGCUCAUAAACUGGAGUUGUAUGACUGCCCUCGCCCCUUUAAAGAGCCGAGGGUGAGACAUUGGUACAGGAAGGGAUCAGAAAGAAACAGAAAGGUUAUUUUGACGACGAGGCAGCUGAAUUGGCUUGUGCAGUAUGUGCUGUCCUCUUCCAGUGUAGGUUAAAGCAUGUUUUGAAGGUCAUUAUUAAGUGACUUACUAUUUAGGGGAUUUGUUUAAGUUCUGAUCGUUCAUUUUUUUUGAUCUGACAGUUUGAAUCUGAAAACUAAUCAGAUAUUUAUUUUAAAGACUGACCAAAAAUAUUUGCUAACCAAACUAAAUGUAAUGUUUGAAAUGAUGUAUUUACAAAUGUCACUAGUUUUGAUUUUUGGGAUACUUGACAGAUAAUAAGCUCAAGUCUAAACUGAGAGGGUCAUCCAUAGUGCACUUUUCUUUCGAUUUCUGCCACACAGGGAAGAGGAAACGGUUCUGGUGAAGUUAAAGUUUUAGUCAAAGUUGAAGUUAAAACGACGAAAUGCAAAAUGUUCUCGGUCAGCCGCCAAAUCCUAACAUUCAAACUAGAAUCAACGGCCUAAAACUGCCGUUUUAUUAUAUUGUAUAUGUGAUUUUUUCUUUUUUUAAGCAUAUUAAUAAUUAAUUUACAUUCUUUCCCUACAAACAUUUUUCCUUUUCUUUUUUUAACUACCAAUAUUUUUUUGCAAGGCAUAUCUCACUAUACGGUCUCGUUUUGUUGGAAGGCCAGUUGGGUUUUUGUUGUUUUAGUAGCAUGAUGAAGUUCCACAGCAUGUGUGACAGUGUUAUGUUUACUUCUCGGCUUCACUUUAUGAAGACAGAUCUGUACGACAUCUGAUUUGGGAGAUUUUUGCAUCUUUUUGGAUUAUUGGUUGUAUUUAUAAGGCUUUUGGCUUUGUCCGUUCAACAUGCUGUACAGGGUCCAACCAAAGACCUGAAGAAGUCUUGCGUAAGCCCGAAAGGGAUAAUUCACCCAAAAAGGAAAAUUCUGCCAUUAAUUACUCACGUUUUUCCAAACCUGUAAGACCUUCAUUCAUCUUCAGAACACAAAUUAAGAUAUUUUUUUAAAUCCGAGAGCUUUCUGACCCUGCAUAGACAGCAAAGCAACUACCACGUUUAAGGUCUAGAAAGGUAGUCCAUGUGACAUCAGUGGUUAGUUUAUGAAGCUACAAGAAUACUAUUUGUAUGCAAAGAAAACAAAAAUAACGACUUUGUUCCACAACUUCAGUCUCUGGUGUGCGUUCAUGCAACUACCACAACAUGCGUCAGUGAAAUUGUUGAAGUCAUUAUUUUUGUUUUCUUUGCACACAGAAAGUAUUCUCGUAGCAUCGUAAAAUUACGGUUGAACCACUGAUGUCACAUGGACUAUUUUAACAAUGUUCUUACAACCUUUCUGGCCCUUGAACGUGGCAAUUCCAUUGCUGUCUAUGCAGGGUCAGAAAGCUCUGGGAUUUAAUCCAAAACAUCUUUGCGUUCUGAAGGCGAACGAAGGUCUUACAGGUUUGAUGAGUAUGAGUAAUUAAUAACCGAAUUCUCAUUUUUGGGUGAAUUAUCUUUUUAAAAGGUUGGCCAAAGUUAGUCGGCCACACAUUAAGCAGUGUUGCUUUGUGUACUCAACAGUAAACUGUAUGCAGCUAUCAUCUCGACGUGAGCUCAGCUAGUCUGAUGUGUUUGAAUCCCUCUUAAUUCACUAAUGCACUGUGUGGGCUCAUGGUCUCCACCCAUUUUUGUACAUUUUAUGCAAGGACUGGAAUCAUUUUCUUCCUCGUUUUCUGUAUCUGGCAAUGAGAGGGAUGGAUGAACGGUUCUUUUCCAUCCUGGAUUGCUAAGCACGAGAAAA
Labeo rohita (rohu) is the source of this 5965-nucleotide messenger RNA. It is a transcript of the gene farp2, whose product is annotated as FERM, RhoGEF and pleckstrin domain protein 2. Bases 141 to 3443 code for a protein of 1100 amino acids. The record is from RefSeq and is a predicted model, not a curated record. NCBI's taxonomy places the organism in Eukaryota, Metazoa, Chordata, Actinopteri, Cypriniformes, Cyprinidae. The transcript has 28 exons. Gene Ontology annotation, cellular component: cytoskeleton. Gene Ontology annotation, molecular function: cytoskeletal protein binding; guanyl-nucleotide exchange factor activity.